AUGCAACAUUCUGCAACUCGGCUUGUCGGCAAUUCGAUCUUGGAAUGCUUGCAGGGUGGUUCCUACCCGCUUGUCUACGGAACAGACCUGGGCACAGACGCAACCAGAAGAAGCUCAUCGACGGACGACUUUGGGGAUGCCUCCCCUGACUCGGCACCGCCUCCGUGGACAGUACCCUUCCCUGGCAAGGAGUUCGUCCCUGGAAAGAUGGAGCUUCACAACAUGGACAUUCUUCGGGCGAUGGAGGACAUGCAGUCUACCCCAAAUCUGCAGGACACACAGGGUUUCUUCCAACGGAAGCAGGCCGUGCCACAAAAUGUCCACGACACAGGCUAUGUUAGCAACGACAUGGCGCAAAAAUGGCUUCAGAAAGAGGUUGCGGAGUUGGCGCACCUUAUGGCGCAGCGAGAAUCUGAAAUGCAGAGCCUCCAUCAGCAGCUUGCGCUGCUUUCCAUGGUGCAAGCUCCCCUUCCGAAAUCCGAUGUUAAUCAGGGCCUGGAAAACCAAAUCCACCUACUACGAAGCCAGUUGGACCAGAUCACUGACAUGAUGAGGCGAACUCAGCUAGGGGCAACGGGUGCCUCUCCACAGGGCAAUGCUGCUGCGAAGGAGGAUGACAUUCUGACCGUCAUGAUGCGCAACAUUCCAAAUAAGUACACGCAAAAGAUGCUGAUUGAUGAGGUGAAUGAAGUUGGCUUUAACGGUACCUGGGACUUCGUGUAUUUGCCCAUUGACAGGGAGUCCGGUGCCAACAAGGGCUAUGCUUUCAUCAACUUCCUCCGUCCAGACUACGCAUACGCCUUCAAGCGUGCUUUCAAUGGGAAGCAGAUGGCUCUUUUCAAGUCGAACAAGAUUGUGAAUGUGACCCCUGCCGCCAUCCAAGGCUUUGAGGCAAACUUUGAGCAUUUCUCUCGAACCCGAGUGAACUUCGGGGAUCCUGAUGCAAGGCCGCUGUUUCUGCGAAAGGUGCAGAAGGUGCAGAAAUUGCCUCAACGCGCGUCCGCCCAGCUCAGGCUUCAGCCCACGCCUGGCGAGGACUUUUCUUCGCAAUUCGUUUUUCCAGGUUCCUGCCCACCUUCAGACUUGUCACCAGAGGCCGGCACUGGAUUCUGCACUUUCUGUGGUGCAAGGCGCUCUCCAGUGCACCAAUUCUGCCAGGGCUGUGGCAGGACAUCGUCAGCCAUGCAGUGA
Molecule: messenger RNA, 1191 nt
Organism: Symbiodinium necroappetens
Lineage: Eukaryota; Dinophyceae; Suessiales; Symbiodiniaceae
Source: the annotation of a GenBank genome assembly